Molecule: messenger RNA, 2514 nt
Organism: Dentiscutata erythropus
Lineage: Eukaryota; Fungi; Glomeromycota; Glomeromycetes; Diversisporales; Gigasporaceae
Source: the annotation of a GenBank genome assembly
AUGACAGAGGCUCUUCACAUGACGCCACAACCACAACAUUUAUAUGACCAACCUAAAGAUUAUAUUACAAGAGGUGGUUAUCAAGAAUUAGAUAUAAUGAAGGGUCAGUUUGAUACUGCAAAAACUCUUUUGGAUCAAAAACACUCACAUGUUAGUGACAGCUCAAAACAAAAUAAAGACGAAGUUGGUCUUCUAGAUCCAUGGAAGACAAAUCCCACAGAUCAAGAAGACAUCACAAAAUCCAUUAAAUUCAACAAACCUUCUUCACAAAAAGACGAAACUGUUGAUAACGUAAAGAGUUCGGACAACGGUCUUGACGAUUUGCUCAAGAGUAAUUUACAAGCUUCUGACUUGCUUCUCGAUCCGUUUGGUGAAGAAAAUGAAAAGCUUAUCCUGUUAAAUACCUCUUUGCCAGAAGAAGAAAAAAGAGCAAAAAUCAACAGCAUCUUUUCACGAGCUGCUAGCAAUGGAAAUGUAGAAAAAGUAUCUCGAAUGUUGGAAACUGCGAGAGAAUAUAUUGAUAUUGACUCACAAGAUGAAGAAGGAACUACUCCAUUGAUUUACGCUGCAUGCUUUGGGCAUGAUGCUGUUGCUUUCACAUUAUUGGAAGCAGGUGCAAAAGUGGAUGCUCAAGAUAGAUUCGGAUGGACUCCAUUAAUGUGGGCGACUAAUAACAAUCAUGAUAAAACUAUUCGAUUGCUUUUGGAUAAUGGUGCAGAUGCUGGCGCUAAAUCUGCAAAAGGUCGAACUGUAUUCGAUUUUAUUCCACCUGAAAACCAUAAAAUCGCUGAAAUUUUUAUAGCUAAUCCUCAACGUGAUAGCUGGUCAAGUGUUAGUAGUAUUAGUCGAUGGUCUAUGCUUAGUGAAUCUGAACAUAAAUUAGUAGAACAAUUAGCUGAGGCUGAAAUGAGAAAGAGAAUUUUAAUGGAAAGUGCCUCUAAUUUGGACUUGGAUUUAUCUAGCUUAGGAUUUGAUGAAACAGAUAAGGAAGAGGAAGAUGAUAAUGAUCAAUUUGAAUUUAUGUGGAACGAUUGCUUACCAGAUCAGAUGAUUGUCUUUGGAGUUGAAGAUAUACCACAUAUUAUUAAAACGGUUAUCACUGGAAUGCAACCGAUCAGAAAUAAAUCUCAAAAACCUGUACCUGCGAAUGUAUUAUUCUUGAGUGCUCGAUUCGCUCAUUAUUAUAGUAGUCCUGAAUUAUUAGAAUCAUUAUUGUUCGAAGUUAUUAAUUCCAUUGAUGCUGUUGUCAAGUCACGACCUGAUGAUAUGACUCUUUUAUCAUUCUGGAUUUCAAAUUGUACAUUAUUAUUGUACUAUCUAAAAAAAGAUGCGGGUCUUGCUAGCGCUACAGUUGAAUAUCAAUUAAGGAUUUCGGAACAACUUCACGAAACAUAUGUAUUUUUAAUAAAAGAUGCUGAAAGGCGAAUUGGAAAAGUGUUGGAAUCUUCAAUGUUGGAAUAUGAUGCCAUCCCUGGAAUGGAUGACGUUCGGUUUGAAGGUGAAUGGAGAGUUUUCAGAAAUUUCAGGAGAUCAAGAAGUCCUCAAGAGAAUGACUAUACAACCCCAAAAAGAUCAUCCUCUAUCAGCUUAAAAAGAAAUUCUUCAAAUAUGAUUCCUUUUCGUUCUCCUGCAUCUCCACGGCAAAGAAGCGCUCCGUCUCCCCGAAACAUUACCUCCCUUUUAUCCUCUACACUUUUUAUCCUUCAAACUUAUGAAGUUCAUCCGAUGAUCAUUGACCAAGUUCUCAAUCAACUGUUCUAUUAUAUUUCAUGUGAACUCUUUAACAAAAUCCUUUCCAGCAAGAAAUAUUUGUGUCGGUCAAAGGCUAUGCAAAUUCGUCUUAAUGUUUCUGUUAUUGAAGAUUGGGUCCGCACCAACAAUUUAUCGUUAUCUCUUAUAACACACUUCCAACCUUUGAUUCAACUUUUGCAAUUGUUGAUGUGCUGGUCUCAGAUGAACGAUUUUGCAUUUUUAGUGCAAACUACUAAAGAGCUUAACCUUAUUAAUCCUGCACAACUUAAGCGAGUCAGUAAAAAUUAUAAAUAUGAGAUUAAUGAACCAAAGAUAACUGAAGAAUGUCAACAGUAUAUCUUACAAUUGGAAGAGGAUACAGCACGACGGAACAAACGGUAUUCAACUGAAAGUAUACGGAGCGAUCGAAGUGAUGCUUCAAGUAUCAUUUACUUAACAGUAUCGCCGACAUUACCACCUUGUGUCGAACCUAAUUGGGAGGAAGAAGAUGACUUAAUGGAAAUGAAGGCUAGCGACUCAUUAUUACCAUUUGCUAUACCAACUAGCACUGAGAUGUUGGCAAACUUUGGUACAAAAAAUAAAGAUUCUGAUCCUAUCAUACCUGUGGUACCUGAUGAAUGGAUGGAAAAAUUGGACGUUGGAAUGCGACAUGGUACUAGCGGCGUUGUUGAAGAGCUAACAUCAAAAUGGGAGGCUGAAUAUCUUGAGGACGAAGAAGAUGAUGGCGUAUUAGAAUCAAUGGGUGUUUCCAGCAACAUCUAA